Messenger RNA from Anopheles bellator, 7824 nucleotides. It is a transcript of the gene beta-Spec, whose product is annotated as spectrin beta chain. The record is from RefSeq and is a predicted model, not a curated record. Gene Ontology annotation, biological process: actin cytoskeleton organization; neuron development. Gene Ontology annotation, cellular component: cell projection; cell junction; cortical actin cytoskeleton. NCBI's taxonomy places the organism in Eukaryota, Metazoa, Arthropoda, Insecta, Diptera, Culicidae. The transcript is spliced from 10 exons. The coding region runs from base 1 to 7086 and encodes 2361 amino acids. Gene Ontology annotation, molecular function: structural constituent of cytoskeleton; actin filament binding; phospholipid binding.
AUGACGACUGAUAUUUCCGUUGUCCGGUGGGACCCGAGCCAGGGUCCCGGCAACGAGUUUAUCGAAGAUUUGGAAUACGACGGAGGAAACUCCAGUUCACGUUUAUUCGAACGAUCACGCAUCAAGGCUCUCGCAGAGGAGCGUGAAAGUGUUCAGAAAAAGACAUUCACAAAAUGGGUCAACUCGCACCUCGUUCGGGUGAACAGCCCGAUCAAAGACCUGUACGUCGAUAUGCGCGACGGUAAAAACCUGAUCAAACUGCUCGAAGUGCUAUCGGGCGAGCGUCUACCGCGACCGACCAAGGGCAAGAUGCGCAUCCACUGCCUCGAGAACGUGGACAAGGCAUUGCAGUUCCUGCGCGAGCAGCGCGUCCACCUGGAAAACAUUGGUUCGCACGAUAUCGUCGAUGGAAAUGCCAGCCUGAAUCUGGGUUUGAUCUGGACCAUCAUCCUACGCUUCCAGAUUCAAGACAUCACUAUCGAGGAAACGGACAACAAAGAAACAAAGUCCGCCAAGGAUGCCCUGCUGCUGUGGUGUCAGAUGAAGACGGCCGGCUAUCACAAUGUGAACGUGCGCAACUUCACCACCUCGUGGCGCGAUGGGUUGGCUUUCAAUGCGAUCAUCCACAAGCACCGGCCCGACCUGAUACAGUUCGACAAGCUGUCCAAGACGAAUCCGAUUCAGAACCUUAACAACGCGUUCAACGUGGCGGAAGAGAAGCUCGGUCUCACGAAGCUGCUCGACGCCGAGGACAUCUUUGUCGAUCAUCCGGACGAGAAGUCGAUCAUCACGUACGUGGUGACGUACUACCACUACUUCAGCAAGCUGAAACAGGAGACGGUUCAGGGCAAGCGUAUCGGCAAAGUGGUCGGCAUCGCGAUGGACAACGAUCGGAUGAUCAACGAGUACGAGUCGCUGACGAGCGAACUGCUGAAGUGGAUCGAGGUUACGAUCGUCCAGCUAGGUGAUCGUCAUUUUGUCAACUCACUAGCCGGUGUGCAGCAGCAGCUGGCUCAGUUCGCGAACUAUCGUACGGUCGAGAAGCCGCCAAAGUUCGUGGAGAAGGGCAACCUCGAGGUUCUGCUGUUUACGCUACAAUCGAAGAUGCGAGCGAAUAACCAGAAACCGUACACGCCCCGCGAAGGCAAGAUGAUUUCCGACAUCAACAAGGCGUGGGAACGGCUGGAGAAGGCCGAGCACGAGCGUGAGCUGGCACUGCGCGAAGAGCUGAUCCGGCAGGAGAAGCUGGAGCAGCUGGCGGCUCGCUUCAAUCGUAAGGCGACGAUGCGCGAAACGUGGCUAUCCGAGAACCAGCGGUUGGUGAGCACGGACAAUUUUGGUUUCGAUUUGGCUGCGGUGGAAGCGGCGGCCAAGAAGCACGAAGCCAUCGAGACGGACAUCUUCGCGUACGAGGAGCGUGUGCAAGCGGUGGUGGCGGUGUGCAACGAACUCGAGGCAGAAAAGUACCACGACAUCGAGCGUAUCGCGGCACGCAAGGACAAUGUGCUACGGCUGUGGAACUACCUGCUCGAGUUGCUGCGCGCACGCCGCAUGCGGCUCGAGUUCUCGAUUCAACUGCAGCAAAACUUCCAGGAGAUGAUCUACAUUCUCGACUCAAUGGAGGAGAUCAAGCAGCGUCUGCUGACGGACGACUACGGCAAGCAUCUUAUGGGGGUAGAGGACUUGCUGCAGAAACAUUCGCUUGUCGAGGCCGACAUCAACGUACUAGGCGAUCGUGUCAAGCAGGUGGUGCAGAAUUCACAAAAAUUCCUCGUCGACGAAGAGGACAACUACAAACCGUGCGAUCCAUCGAUCAUCGUCGACCGUGUUCAGCGCCUGGAGGAUGCGUACGCCGAGCUGUGCAAGCUAGCGGUGGAGCGCCGCUCGCGUCUCGAAGAGAGCCGUAAAUUGUGGCAGUUCUACUGGGACAUGGCAGACGAGGAGAACUGGAUCAAGGAGAAGGAACAAAUAGUUUCGACCGACGAGAUCGGGCACGAUCUGACAACGGUGAACCUGCUGCUAUCGAAGCACAAGGCCCUCGAGUCGGAGAUUCAAUCGCACGAUCCGCAACUACAGGCGGUGAGUGAGGUGGGUGAUGAGCUGGUGCGCCGAGGACACUUCGGUGCCGAUCGCAUCGACGAGCGAUUGAAGGAGAUCCUCUCAAUGUGGAACCACUUGCGUGAUCUUACCGAGUACCGACGCCGACGGCUCGAGAAUGCCGUCGACUACUUCCAGCUCUUUGCUGAUGCGGACGACAUCGACAACUGGAUGUUGGACGCGUUGCGUUUGGUGUCGUCGGAGGACGUCGGCCGAGACGAAGCGAACGUGCAGAGCUUGCUGAAGAAGCACAAGGACGUGGCGGAUGAGUUGAAGAAUUACGCCGAAACGAUCGAGCAGCUGCGCGCACAGGCGGACCGACUGACGCUGAACGAACCGGAGCAGAGCAAGGUGCAGGAGCGGCUAGAGGCAAUCGAAGCUCGCUACCGGGAGUUGAUGGAGCUGGCGAAGCUGCGCAAACAACGUCUACUCGAUGCCCUCAGUCUGUACAAGCUGAUCUCCGAGAGCGAUGGUGUGGAGCAGUGGAUCGGCGAGAAGGAGCGUAUGUUAGACACGAUGGUGCCUGGCAAGGACAUCGAGGAUGUUGAAAUCAUGAAGCAUCGUUACGACGGUUUCGACAAGGAAAUGAACGCGAACGCAUCGCGCGUAGCCGUUGUCAAUCAACUCGCUCGUCAGCUGCUGCACGUGGAGCACCCGAACUCGGAGGAAAUUCUAAUGAAGCAGAACCACCUGAACCAGGCGUGGUCGGCGCUGCGCGAACAGGCCGAGGCCAAGCGGGACGAUCUGAAGUCGGCGCACGGUGUACAAACGUUCUACAUCGAGUGUCGCGAGACGAUCUCGUGGAUCGAGGACAAGAAGCGCAUCCUCACCGAGACGGACAGCUUGCAGAUGGAUCUGACCGGUGUGAUGACUCUGCAGCGCCGACUGAGCGGUAUGGAGCGCGAUUUGGCCGCCAUUCAGGCGAAGCUUACAGCUCUCGAGAGCGAAGCAGACGCCAUCGAGGGUGAGCACCCGGAGGAGGCCGCCCUGAUCCGGGAGCGCGUGGCUCAGAUUCAAAUCAUUUGGGAGCAGCUGACGCAGAUGCUGAAGGAGCGCGAUUCGAAGUUGGAAGAGGCCGGCGAUCUGCAUCGCUUCCUGCGCGAUCUCGAUCACUUCCAGGCGUGGCUAACGAAAACACAAACCGAUGUGGCAUCCGAAGAUACGCCAACCUCGCUGCCCGAAGCGGAGAAGCUACUCAAUCAGCACCAGAGCAUCCGCGAAGAGAUUGACAACUACACCGAGGACUACAAGAAGAUGAUGGAGUACGGCGAAGGUUUGACGUCGGAACCGAGUCAAACGGAAGACCCACAGUACAUGUUCUUGCGCGAGCGAUUGCGUGCGUUGAAGGACGGAUGGGAAGAGUUGCACCAGAUGUGGGAAAAUCGACAGGUGCUGCUGUCGCAGGGCUUGGACCAACAGCUGUUCAAUCGGGACGCUCGGCAGGCGGAGGUUCUACUCAGCCAGCAGGAACACGUUCUCAGCAAGGACGACACGCCGGUUAACCUCGAGCAGGCUGAGAAUCAACUGAAGCGUCAUGAAGCAUUCCUAACGACGAUGGAAGCCAAUGACGAGAAGUUCAACACGAUCGUGCAGGUGGCGGACCAGAUGACGAGCAAGGAGCACUUCGACGCGGAUAAGAUUGGCAAGCGAGCGGAGAGCAUUGCCCAUCGGCGCGAUGACAAUCGCAACCGAGCGCUCGAGCUACACGAGAAGCUGAAGAAUCAGGUAAAGCUGCACGAGUUCCUGCAGGACAUCGAAGAGCUGACCGAGUGGGUGCAGGAAAAGUACAUCACCGCGCAGGACGACACGUACCGCAGUGCGAAAACUGUGCACUCCAAGUGGACACGCCACCAGGCGUUCGAGGCUGAGAUUGCGGCUAACAAGGAGCGACUGCACGAGGCGAAAAAGGCCGCCCAGGAGCUGAUGGUGGAGAAGCCCGAGUUCAAGGAGAUCAUCGAACCGAAGCUGAGCGACCUGUCGAAGCACUUCGAUGAGCUGGAAACGAGCACGAAAGAGAAGGGUGCGCUACUGUUCGAUGCUAAGCGCGAGGUGAUCGUGCAGCAGAGUGUCGACGACAUUGACUCGUGGAUGGAUGACCUUGAGAAGCAGAUUAUCAACACCGACACCGGCAGCGAUCUGACGUCCGUCAACAUCCUAAUGCAGAGGCAGCAAAUCAUCCAAACGCAGAUGGCAGUGAAGGCCCGCCAGGUCGAAGAGCUUGAUAAGCAGACCGAGGUCCUGACCAAGACUGCACCGCAGGAUGUGGUCGAACCGAUUGUCGAGAAGAAGACCGCAGUCAACGCGCGUUUCGAGAAGAUCAAGGCCCCGCUGCUCGAACGCCAACGCCAGCUAGAGAAGAAGAAGGAAGCGUUCCAGUUCCGGCGCGACGUGGAAGACGAGAAACUAUGGAUCGACGAGAAGCUUCCGUUGGCCGCGUCGACCGAGUAUGGCAGCUCGCUGUUUAAUGUGCACGUGCUAAAAAAGAAGCACCAGUCGCUCAACACCGAGAUCGAUAAUCACGAGCCACGCAUCAUGACGAUCUGCAACAAUGGACAGAAGCUGAUCGAUGAGGGCCACGAAGAUGCUGGACCGUACGCGGCACUGAUCAGCGAGCUCACGCAGAAGUGGCAAGAGUUGCGCGAUGCCGUCGAAGCACGCCACCGUCAACUCGAUCAGUCCGAGAAGGUGCAGCAGUACUUCUUCGAUGCGGCCGAAGCGGAAUCGUGGAUGAGUGAGCAAGAAUUGUACAUGAUGGUGGAGGAUCGCGGCAAGGACGAAACGUCGGCCCAAAAUUUGAUGAAGAAACACGAAAGCCUUGAGCAGUCGGUGGAGGAUUACGCGGACACGAUUCGUCUGCUGGGUGAGACAGCACGGCAGCUGACGGGCGAGCAGCAUGCCUACAGCGAUCAGGUGUCGGUGAAGCAAUCACAGCUCGAUAAACUGUAUGCCGGCUUGAAGGAUCUGGCCGGCGAACGACGUGCACGGCUCGAUGAGGCUCUGCAGCUGUUUAUGCUGAGCCGUGAAGUUGAUGAUCUGGAGCAGUGGAUUACGGAGCGGGAAGUGGUUGCAGGAUCGCACGAGCUCGGCCAAGAUUACGACCACAUUACGCUACUGUGGGAACGGUUCAACGAGUUUGCCCAGGAUACGGCCACGGUCGGCAGCGAGCGUGUGGCCAAGGCGAACGGUAUUGCGGACGAGCUGAUCCACGCAGGCCAUUCGGACUCGGCGACUAUUGCCGAGUGGAAGGACGGCUUGAACGAGGCGUGGCAGGAUCUGCUGGAGUUGAUUGAAACGCGCAAAGCCAUGCUGGCGGCGUCACGCGAACUGCACAAAUUCUUCCAUGACUGCAAGGACGUUCUGGGACGCAUCAAUGAGAAGCAGCACGGUGUGUCGGAGGAGCUGGGACGAGAUGCCGGCGUCGUGUCGGCGUUGCAGCGCAAACACCAGAACUUUAUCCAAGACCUGAUGACACUACACGCACAGGUCCAGCAGAUCCAGGAGGAAUCGCUCAAGCUCCAGGCGGCAUACGCUGGCGAGAAGGCCAGGGAGAUAACCAACCGCGAGCACGAGGUGCUCAACGCUUGGGCCCACCUGCAGGGUAUGUGCGAGGAACGCCGCGGAAAGCUGGCCGACACGGGCGAUCUGUUCAAAUUCUUCAACAUGGUCCGCACGCUAAUGCUGUGGAUGGAGGACGUGGUGCGUCAGAUGAACACAUCGGAGAAGCCGCGCGACGUCAGCGGUGUCGAGCUACUGAUGAACAACCACCAGAGCCUCAAGGCCGAGAUCGACACGCGCGAGGAUAACUUCAGUGCGUGCCUGGCCCUUGGCAAGGAACUUUUGUCGCGCAACCACUAUGCUUCGGCUGACAUUAAGGACCGGCUUCUGCAGCUGACCAACAGCCGAAAUGCGCUCCUCCAUCGGUGGGAGGAACGCUGGGAGAACUUGCAACUGAUAUUGGAGGUGUAUCAAUUCGCCCGUGAUGCGGCCGUCGCCGAAGCAUGGCUCAUUGCACAGGAACCGUAUCUGAUGUCGACCGAGCUCGGCCACACGAUUGACGAGGUGGAAAAUCUAAUCAAGAAGCACGAAGCCUUCGAAAAGUCGGCCGCAGCCCAAGAAGAACGCUUCAGCGCUUUGGAGCGAUUAACAACGUUUGAGCUCAAGGAAAUGAAGCGUCGCUCGGAGGCAGCGGAAGAAGCUGAACGACAACGUUUGCUAGCGGAGGCUGAGGCACGGGCCGCUGCUGAAGCAGAGGCGGAAGCGGCUCGGCAGGCAGAGGCAGCUGCUGCUGCGCGCGAUAUGGCUGAUGCUCCCGGAUCACCACAUUCCACCAAGGAGCAAGAGUCAGUUGGUGGCGAAACCGUAAUCUCUCGGCGGCACUCCGGAGUACCGAAAGAGCGGUCCAGCAGUUCGGCCAGUGCAUCGGCCGGCGUUAAGGUCAGUCGACGGUCACGCUCCAAGAGCCCGUUCCGAAGCUUCCGGUGGAAGCGCACCAGCUCGAAAGCGGAUGGAGCAUCAGAUGAUGAAGAUCGUCCUAGUCCAGGUGGAGCAGACGAGGGCGCACAGGAAGGCAUUCUUACGCGAAAACACGAAUGGGAGUCUACCACCAAGAAAGCUUCGAACCGUUCCUGGGAUAAGUUGUACUGCGUUGCCCGUAGCGGCAGGUUAACAUUCUUCAAGGAUCAAAGAUCAUCGAAAUCAGUACCGGAACAGACGUUCCGCGGCGAGCCACCGUUGGACCUGAAGGGAGCUCAGAUUGAGAUCGCUACCGACUACACCAAAAAGAAGCAUGUGUUCCGAAUCAAGCUAUCGAACGGAGGCGAAUUCCUGCUACAGUGUCACGAUGACGCCGAAAUGAAUCAAUGGGUAACGGCUUUGAAAGCACAAUGCGAGCUUGACGCUAGUGGCGAAGGCCGCUCGCUGACGCUACCCGCUUCCUCUCAGAAGGAUGAACAGAAGAGACGGUCAUUCUUUACACUGAAGAAAAAUUAAAAACAUUACGAAAACAUACAUGAAUUGGUUAAACAAAACAGCAAACAGCAAAGCACCACAACAACAUCAAAAUCAACAUUUACCACUCCCGUUACGAAAUAACAAACAAAAACGAGCCACAAGGUCACGCAACUUUACCUAGCCGUGCGCUCACAAAAGAAAACAAAAAAUGCCAGUGCGCCUGCCAACAACACCGCCUACAACAACACCAUAAUUCCUCCCGCAAAUUGGACGUUCCAGUUUCGUUUGGUUUCGUAUGAUUUCUGACUUGCGAAAGGAGAAACCAAUUCCUUCGUUCACUCAAACUUCUUCCAUACUCCAAACUCGUGUGAAAACACGGAAGAAAGUCGUAGAACCGAACAGGCAGGAAGCGAGAUAGAGCCAGUGCAACGAAGCAGAAAAGUGGAUCACGCAAAGUUUAUGCCAGUAGCAGUACAAUAAGAUGAAUGGAGUCUAUUCUUAUUCUCGAUAUUUUUUUACGAACGAUCAGACGAAGUUGACGUAUCGAUUGAGUUAGUUUAAGGAAUGUCUGUUUUAUUUCCGUUCGAGCAAGAAUAUUGUUUUCUGUUUUCUUUUUGAUAAUAUUUUUAACAAAUUGACUAAAUUUGCUGCCAAUGCAAAUGCCGCCCGCGUACUGAGUCAAGUAAGUCAAUGAGGAAGUUACAAGAGCGUGAAAAGUUAGAGAAAUAGAAGAAAAACAACGCAAACGCCUAAACGAGAUGCUCCUUCAUUCAUGAG